AGCACGCGGUGUGGACCAGACAAGAUCAAAGCUGCAGGAAAUGGACAGUGAGGUACAGCGAGAUGGAAGGAUCUUAGAUUUGAUUGAUGACGCUUGGCGGGAAGACAAGCUGCCAUACGAGGAUGUCGCGAUUCCACUGAGCGAGCUUCCCGAGCCUGAGCAAGACAAUGGUGGCACCACGGAGUCUGUGAAAGAACAGGAGAUGAAGUGGACGGACCGGGCCUUACAGUGCCUCCACGAGAAUGUCCCGCCUGCCGGAAACUGA
This is a messenger RNA of Psammomys obesus (fat sand rat), 265 nucleotides long. Its product is annotated as anaphase-promoting complex subunit 13-like. NCBI's taxonomy places the organism in Eukaryota, Metazoa, Chordata, Mammalia, Rodentia, Muridae. The transcript has a single exon. Gene Ontology annotation, biological process: protein K11-linked ubiquitination. The coding region runs from base 41 to 265 and encodes 74 amino acids. The record is from RefSeq and is a predicted model, not a curated record. Gene Ontology annotation, cellular component: anaphase-promoting complex.